Messenger RNA from Alternaria triticimaculans, 888 nucleotides. RefSeq lists its product as uncharacterized. The coding region runs from base 1 to 888 and encodes 295 amino acids. Lineage: Eukaryota; Fungi; Ascomycota; Dothideomycetes; Pleosporales; Pleosporaceae. The transcript is spliced from 6 exons. The record is from RefSeq and is a predicted model, not a curated record.
AUGACACGCGAACUGGAAGGCAUCAACACCGCUAUGCUGACUCUAACGUCUUUGGUCUUCGUCGCGCGUAUUGCCAUUCGAUUAUCCAAGCGAAGAGCAUUCGAGCUGCAAGACUUCUUUUGCUGUCUAUCUUAUCUGUUCUAUGUCGCAAUGCUCGUCAUGUUCUUCAAGGAGAACGACCCGCUUUAUCGAGCCGAGCGUGUUCAGAGAGGCGAGGCGCCGUUGUAUCCAGGGCUCCCCCUAUACCGACUUCUGUUGAACAAAGCCUCGCCAAAGUAUAACAUCAUGUGGUGGACGAUCUUGGCCUUUUGUGUUUUGUCGUAUGUGGGAAGUGCUAUGACAACCAUCUUCGUCUGCGACGACCAAAAAGCGAAGUACAACUACGGUAUGUGCGCAGAACCGAAUGAGCAGAAAAGAGCACAGUUUAGCCUAUGGUUUGCGUACGCAGUAGAUGUAGCUGGUGAUCUCGCAGUAAUGUUCCUUCCGUUUCGCAUGACCUGGAACCUUCGGCUACCCAGGGCUCAAAAGCUCGGCAUCUUCGUCCUCUUCGGAAGUGGUUGGAUAUGUAUUGUCUUUGCGACCCUCCGUGUCGUUCAAGUCAGCGUCAAAGAUGGUCUGCCAAAGAUACCGGACCCAAAGUGGUUGCAAAUGUGGACCGUCAUCGAGACUUCGAUGGCAGUCAUUAUUGGCUGCGCUCCAGCCUUCAAUGCUCUUCGUCGUCGCUCUGAACACCACAACGUUGAGAUAACGUCAGUUCGUCUUGAUAUGGAGACUGCAGGUGGCGGACAGACAUUGCGGGCGGAACCUUACAUGCGAGUGCUGCGAACGAACGAGCAAGGGAGUGAAGAAGCACUGCAUCCACGCAGCACGCCUGGACUGGCGUUUUAG